Beauveria bassiana ARSEF 2860 is the source of this 4578-nucleotide messenger RNA. RefSeq names its product phospholipid-translocating P-type ATPase. NCBI's taxonomy places the organism in Eukaryota, Fungi, Ascomycota, Sordariomycetes, Hypocreales, Cordycipitaceae. The transcript is spliced from 2 exons. Gene Ontology annotation, biological process: phospholipid translocation. Gene Ontology annotation, cellular component: plasma membrane. Bases 1 to 4578 code for a protein of 1525 amino acids. The record is from RefSeq and is a predicted model, not a curated record. Gene Ontology annotation, molecular function: ATP hydrolysis activity; ATP binding; magnesium ion binding.
AUGCCUGAUUCCUUGACCCCCGAGGCCGCCGCGGCCGACGGCGCCGACCUCGAUAAGGUCCAAACCCAACGAGCUCGAUGGGCCACGCGCAGAAUGACAAUCAAGAGUGGUAGCACCAAACGCCGCUCCCUGCUCAAUCGACACAACCGCAACAAGUCGUCAGCUAGCGAAAAGAGUUCUGCCGGCGACGACGGCCACGGUCCCAUGUCUAUUGGCGCUGGCGACGAAGAAGACGACGAUGCCGAAGCCUCCGAAGCCUCCGACGAGGACCCCGAGAAUCGCACCCUCUUCUUCAAUCUGCCCUUGCCCGACGACAUGCUCGACGACGAAGGACAUCCCACCACCAGCUACGCCAGGAACAAAAUUAGAACCGCCAAGUAUACGCCGUUGUCCUUUAUUCCCAAAAAUAUCUGGUUUCAGUUUCACAACGUCGCCAACAUCUUUUUCCUCUUCGUCAUUAUCCUGGUUAUCUUCCCCAUCUUUGGCAGUGUCAACCCUGGACUCAGUGCGGUUCCUCUCAUCGUCAUUAUCUGUCUUACCGCCAUCAAAGACGCCAUUGAAGACUAUCGACGUACAAUCACUGAUAUUGAGCUCAACAAUGCACCUGUCCAUCGUUUGAUGAAUUGGAAUAACGUAAACGUCGAAGUCGGCGACGUCUCUACCUGGCGAAAAACGAAAAAGGUCACUUCGCGCUUCUUUGGUGGCAUCUGGUACGCCAUUCAGAGUCUCUGGUCCAAGCAGGCCAGACAAAAGAGAAUUGAGCGCAAAGCCAAGGCCAAAGGACAAGACGAGGAAGAACCCAGGCCUUCCAUUGAGACCCAGCGAACCCGCAUGUCUAUACGCCAGUCCAUAGCCUCCAACUUUGGCCACAGAGAGUCUACCCACGAGGACAUCCAGAUGACGCCUGUGCCAUCGCCCUCGCCUGCCGGCCACAUCAAGAUUCAGGAGCCUGAUAAGCACGACCAGGCACGCCUUGCUGCCUUGCAGGAUAUGAAGACUGACAUUAUCAACUUCAGACACGCCCCGACUAAUGCUCGUUUUAAAAAGGAUGCCUGGAAAAACAUUGUCGUCGGCGAUUUUGUCCGCAUCUACAACGACGAUGAAUUACCCGCCGACGUCAUUAUCCUCUCCACAUCCGACCCUGAUGGAGCCUGCUACGUGGAGACCAAGAAUUUGGACGGUGAGACCAAUCUCAAGGUCCGACAGGCUCUUAGAUGCGGUCGCGCCCUCAAGCACGCUCGCGAUUGCGAACGAGCCGAGUUUGUCGUCGAAAGCGAGGCCCCGCAAUCCAACCUGUACAAGUUCAACGGCGCCAUCAAAUGGAAGCAAAACAUUCCCGGCUACGAGGACGAUGAGCCUGAAGACAUGACCGAGGCCAUCACCAUCGACAACCUGCUUCUCCGAGGCUGCAAUCUUCGCAAUACCGAAUGGAUCCUCGGUGUCGUCGUCUACACCGGCCACGACACCAAGAUCAUGAUGAAUACUGGCAUGACUCCCUCCAAGCGUGCCAGAAUCGCCCGAGACAUGAAUUUCAACGUUGUCUGCAACUUUGGCAUUCUCUUUGUCAUGUGUUUGGUGUCGGCCAUUAUCAACGGAGCUGCUUGGGCUAGAACAGACACGUCCAAAAACUUUUUCGAUUUUGGAUCCAUUGGUGGUAGCCCUCCAGUCACCGGCUUCAUCACGUUCUGGGCUGCCAUUAUCAACUUCCAGAAUUUGGUUCCCAUCUCGCUAUAUAUUACUUUGGAAAUUGUUCGCACUUUGCAAGCCAUUUUCAUCUUCAGCGAUGUCGAAAUGUACUACGAGCCGAUCGACCAACCCUGUGUGCCCAAGACGUGGAACAUCUCCGAUGAUGUUGGUCAGAUUGAAUACAUCUUUUCCGACAAGACAGGUACCCUGACCCAGAACGUUAUGGAGUUCAAAAAGGCCACCAUCAACGGACAGCCAUACGGCGAGGCCUAUACCGAGGCCCAGGCGGGUAUGCAAAAGCGCGCCGGCAUCGACGUCUCUGCCGAAUCCGAUCGCAUCCAUGCCGAAAUCGCCGAAGCCAAGACUCGUUCCAUUGCCGGUCUUCGCAAGAUUUACAAUAACCCGUACUUUUACGACGAUGCCCUCACUUUUGUGGCCCCCGACUUCGUCGCCGAUCUGGAUGGUGAAUCUGGCCCCGGGCAAAAGGAAGCCAACGAAACUUUCAUGCUGGCGCUGGCUCUUUGUCACAGCGUCAUCGCCGAAAAGGCACCUGGUGACUCGCCACGAAUGCUGUUCAAGGCCCAGUCUCCCGACGAGGAAGCUCUUGUAGCCACUGCUCGCGAUAUGGGCUUUACGGUUCUCGGCAGCUCCAGUGACGGCAUCGACGUCAAUGUCAUGGGCGAAGACCGUCACUACCCGAUCCUCAACACCAUCGAAUUCAAUUCUACCCGCAAGCGAAUGAGUUCCAUUGUCAAAAUGCCCGAUGGCCGCAUCGUUAUCUUCUGCAAGGGUGCAGACUCGGUCAUUUAUUCUCGUCUCAAGAAAGGGGAGCAGCGUGAGCUUCGUCAAGAAACCGCCGAACACUUGGAAAUGUUUGCUCGUGAGGGUCUCCGUACUCUCUGCAUUGCGAUGAAGGAGCUCACCGAGGAGGAAUACCGAGCUUGGAAGAAGGAGCACGAUGUCGCUGCUUCUGCUCUGGAAAAUCGUGAAGAAAAGCUAGAAGCUGCCGCUGAGCUUAUUGAGCAAGAUUUUCUGCUUCUCGGUGGAACUGCCAUCGAGGAUCGCCUUCAAAUAGGCGUCCCUGAUACCAUUGAGCUCCUCGGACAGGCUGGUAUUAAGCUCUGGGUCUUGACUGGCGACAAGGUUGAGACCGCCAUCAACAUUGGUUUCUCAUGUAAUCUGCUCAACACGGACAUGGAACUCAUCCACCUCAAGGUGGAUGAGGAAGCUGGUGACGAUGUCUCCGACGAUAUGCUACUUGACGAGUUGGAAAAGAGCCUGGACGAGAACCUCGGCCAGUUUGGCAUAACGGGCAGCGACGAGGACCUCAAGGCUGCCAAGAAGAAUCACGAACCCCCUGGCCCUACGCACGGACUGGUCAUUGAUGGCUUUGCUCUCCGAUGGGCUCUUCACGACCGACUCAAGCAAAAGUUUCUUCUUCUCUGCAAGCAGUGCCGUUCCGUUCUUUGCUGCCGUGUAAGCCCCGCCCAAAAGGCUUCGGUUGUUGCCAUGGUGAAGAAUGGUCUCGAUGUCAUGACUCUGUCUAUUGGCGAUGGUGCCAACGACGUAGCCAUGAUUCAAGAGGCCGACGUCGGAGUUGGUAUUGCUGGUCUCGAGGGUCGACAAGCCGCCAUGUCUUCUGACUACGCCAUUGGUCAAUUCCGCUUUCUGCAGCGCCUGGUCCUGGUUCACGGGCGAUGGUCGUACCGUCGUCUGGCUGAGAGUAUCAGCAAUUUUUUCUACAAGAACAUGGUUUGGGUCUUUGGCUUGCUUUGGUUUCAGAUCUACUGCGAGUUUGACAUUACCUACCUGUUCGAAUACAGUUACAUUAUCAUGUUCAAUUUGUUCUUCACAUCGGUCCCUGUCGGCGUUCUUGGUGUCCUCGACCAGGAUGUCUCGGACAAGGUCUCACUGGCUGUGCCUGAGCUCUACCGCACUGGCAUCGAACGGCUAGAAUGGACGCAGAGAAAGUUUUGGCUCUACAUGUUUGAUGGUGUCUACCAGUCCGUCAUGGCUUUCUACGUGCCGUACCUCAUCUUUUUCAAUUCUCGCCCCGUCACAUUCAACGGUCUCGCCGUCGACGACAGGUAUCGACUGGGUGCCUACGUUGCGCAUCCCGCUGUUGUGACUAUCAAUGCGUACAUUAUGAUUAACUCGUACAGAUGGGAUUGGCUCAUGCUACUGAUUAUUGCCAUCAGUGACUUGUUUGUCUUUUUCUGGACCGGUGUCUACACUUCUUUUACCUCUUCGGCUACAUUUUACAAGGCAGGCGCCGAGAUUUACGGAGAAGCGUCCUUUUGGGCUUGUUUCUUCAUUGUCCCUGUUCUUUGCCUAUCUCCUCGAUUUUCUAUCAAGGCGAUGCAGAAAGUCUUUCGCCCAUACGAUGUUGACAUUGUUCGCGAGCAAGUAUUUCUGGGCAAGUUUGAUUAUCUCAAUGAAGCGAAGGAGAAGGAUGAUGGCAAAACGGACUCGAGGAGCCAAGGAUCUCACGGCAGCUCCAAGAGGAGCUCGAGAAAGUCGAAGCAUAUGCAGUACGCCAGUGUUGACGAGGACUUGCGACCCAUUUACCCGCCAUCGACGGUGACACGAGAUACAUACAAUGGGGCACAUAGCCAGCAAGGUAGUGCCGAUUCGACUCAUAUGCCGCGACACUCUGUUGAAAACCCCCUGCACCGGCUCUCGACGGACCGACCGCGACCGUCAUAUGACCGCAUGCGCGCUUCAAUGGACCGUACGCGCGCCAGUUUCGAAGCUAGCAAUGACUUUACUUCGGCUGCUCGUCUGUCGCGGAUAGAGUCGUCACACUCUCGUGGAAAUUCGCACUCACACUCGGGCAUGAUUCGGAGUCGCCUUCGUGCCCUUUCAUCUCUGUCCAAGAAAUCAGACGCCUAG